Emericellopsis cladophorae is the source of this 1224-nucleotide messenger RNA. Its product is annotated as pfkB family carbohydrate kinase. The transcript has 4 exons. NCBI's taxonomy places the organism in Eukaryota, Fungi, Ascomycota, Sordariomycetes, Hypocreales, Bionectriaceae. The coding region runs from base 1 to 1224 and encodes 407 amino acids. The record is from RefSeq and is a predicted model, not a curated record.
AUGGGCGACCAACUUUCCGGCCAAGAUGUAAAUGUGGAUAUGUACUUGGCCACACGCAAAGGACGAUUCGAUCGAAAGAUUGCCAGAGGAAAGUCCAUUGCGCUUGAGUACAUGACGAAACCAUUUCCCACAGGGCCCAACCCUGAGCGCCAACGGCUACACAACAAGCCAUUGUCCGAGGACCAGCCGCAUAUCUUCAUCUCGCAUGCCCAGUACAUUCUCAACGCGAAAAGAAGCUCCCUGCUUGGCAUGUCGGCCACCCUCGUCGAAGGGCCUGUCACGUAUGUUGGCGCGGCCAUUGCCCACGGCAUGGGCCUCCCCGGCCCUCCAGAUCGAAGUGGUAUCGCGAUCCUGGUCGACUGCAACCCUGCAACAGAGGCAUCCGAGAACGCAUUCCUGGCACAAAGUCAGGACAGCAAUAUCUAUCUUACAGGUGUCGACCUGGCCCAUUGGCCAACUCAACUGCUCAAGACCAGCAUCAUUCACAUGGCCAAGACUCUCGACGAGAUGGUGGCUGAGAUUGCGGCCUUUGAAAAGUGCCGCUACCUGUCGAACCAGACGAUACCGGCUCCUCGCAUCGUCUGGGAAUACAUGCCCCAACCUGGCCCAGCCGCAGACUUGAUGGCUCGACAGCAACGCGUCAAAACCGUCAUUCAGCGUCACAUUGAGGUCGUUUGCAUCAAAUGGGAGGAUUUAGUCAAGCUUUUCCCGAGAAGCGACGAUCUCCCCCAAACCCAAGAGGCGGCAUUGCCCGAUUUCGCAAGGGCUGUGACGGAGAUGCACGCCGACGCCUUGACGGACUCUCGCACCACUAUGAUUGUCUCCUGCGGCCAGCACGGCUACUUGUACUUUGGGAUGGAGGAUGUCUCCCGCUGGUAUCCACCCUACCAUGAACCGGCCGACGUGGUGGAUUCAAGGUACUCCUUCAGCGCGUUUGUUGGCGGUUUUGGUGUUGCCUAUGCAGCCGAAAGGGGUGUCGUCGCCGGCAUGAUCUGUGGCAUUGUUGCCGAGAGCUUCUGCUUGGAACAAUGCGGCCUUCCCGAUAUCCGUCCAAGCGUAUUGGAAAGGCGCAAAAGGAAGCUCCGCGUCAACGGGCGCGAUGCUGGCUGGCGCGCCAAGGAAUACAUCGACUUUCGCAAGGUAGACAAUCCGAUGUAUCUACUAAAACUCUUCUACAGCAUAGACGAUGAGCCACCCGAGCCCCAGGGUGCCGUCGCCUCAUAG